ACGCACAGCAUCGUGGAAGGGAGGGAAAGGUACGGUUACGAUCUUGAUCAUCUGACUGUUGUUCCAAGAGUGUGCUGGACGAAGCGAUGCAUGACACUCCCCGUGCUGCAUGCACCAGCAACAGCCAUGGCUGCCAGACCAGGCGGGAGCAGCGCAGGUGUUGGCGCCGUGUUGGGCGUGCACAUCGCGGGGCAGACGCUGUAUCCGCACUAGCAUGGAGGCCGAUCAUAGGCUGCCAGCUGCCGAACCCGACCUAAUAGUCUGGUUAGCCCAUUGCCGGCAUCUGCUACUAAAAAAUAGUGCUUAGCCUGCCUUUCCGACCCCCUUGGGAGAGCUUCUUCUUGCUCUCUGUCUGUCAAUCUCGCCGUCGCGAUUCGUUUCAUUUCGUCUCUCCUUUAAAACACAUCAUAUCUCCGUCUUCGGCCCCAUCGCUCCUUUAACGUCGGCCCUUUCUUUCUUCUUUCAUUCUUUCUGUCGAUUUUCGUUCGAUUUUCGAGUAUAUACGCUCGUUCGCUCCUUGUCGAUUCUCUCCCUUGCGAUUGCGUCGCUGGCUAUAACGAGAAUUGCGCCUCCGUCCAAAAAAGCUAAGCGCGAAGGCAUUUGUUGCGGUAUUGGUGGUGGAGUUUCUUUCCCUUGAAGUUUGUUCGCAAACGGGAGCCGAUGAAAUCGCACUCCGUUCUCUCGAGAGCUUGGACGCUCAUCCUUCUUUUCGCCUCGGUCUCACAGGCCGGACACCGCCACGGUCAUGGCCAUGGUCACAGCCAUAUCCAUGGCGGUGUUGUGAACGCCCCGAAGGAUGGCUUUGGCUUGAAGCAUCAUCAUUUCCACCAUCGCGCGGCAACCUCGCCUGUCCAGAAACCACAUGGUGUUGCCAGGAGCAAACCGCUCAAGAAACGCGGAGGACAAUGCGAGUUUCCGUCCGAUGCUGGUCUGGUUGCUGUUACACCCAACGAGGAGAAUGCCGGCUGGGCUAUGAGCCCUGACCAGCCAUGUGAACCCGGAAACUAUUGUCCUUAUGCUUGUCCACCUGGAAUGGUCAUGGCCCAGUGGGAUCCUAAGGCUACCUCCUACACUUAUCCGCAGUCCAUGAAUGGCGGUCUCUAUUGCGAUGACGAUGGCAAGAUUUCUAAACCAUUCCCCAGCAAGCCAUACUGUGUCGAGGCAUCGGGCCCCGUUGUUGCAAAGAACGAUGCUGGCGGUGUCGUGUCGUUUUGCCAGACUGUCCUCCCCGGAAAUGAAGCCAUGUUGAUCCCAACUAGCGUUGACGGCUCUGCCAAGCUUGCGGUCCCUGACCCUGACUACUGGUGUUCUACUGCGGCUCAUUAUUACAUCAACCCGCCCGGAAAGGACACCGAGACAGCCUGUGUAUGGGGUACAAAGGACCACCCUUGGGGAAAUUGGGCACCCUACGUUGCCGGGGCCAACAUGGACAGCAAAGGGCAGACAUUCCUUAAAAUCGGCUGGAAUCCAAUCUACUUGGAGCCCGAAACUCCUUUCCGUGACGAGAGCCCGUCGUUUGGCGUGAAAAUCGAAUGUGAUGGCGACGGAUGCAAUGGACUUCCUUGUCAGAUUGACCCUGCUAAGAACAGUAUCAAUGAAGUUACCGGAAGCACCGAAGAGGGCGCAGGUGGAGCUUCCUUCUGUGUCGUGACUGUCCCCAAGGGUGGCAAAGCCAACGUCGUCGUCUUUGAAGCUGGUAAGGGUAGCAAUGGAGGAUCUGAAGAUGAUGACGACGACGAUGAUGAUGAAGGUGAGGACGGGGACAAGUACGACGACGACGACGAAGUGCCCGAGACGACCACAUCGGCUCCCGAGCCAACGCCAACAACAGAUGAGGCGACAUCGUCGACUCCCGCCCAAACAACCACAAGCAUCGCCGUCACCGUCUCACCGCACGUCUUUGUUGAAAACCCGAGUUCGACAUUCUUUAGGGCCUCGAACUCGACGACCGCCAUUUCAUCAGCAACUCUACCCCCGACCGCUUCCUCACCGCCCGUUGGUGGUGCCUCCGCGACCAGCUUAUCCAUCAUGAGUCUGACCGCUAGUUUCAUCCUUGUUUCGCUUUUCCUCAGUUUCUAGAAAAGAUUUAGGGCGACCGAUACUCCAGCAGCUUUCUACCAGCGGUAGAUCGGAUAAGAUCGGCUUCCAUCACAACUUUGUUUUACCUAUUUG
Messenger RNA from Coccidioides immitis RS, 2172 nucleotides. Its product is annotated as SUN domain-containing protein (Adg3). The transcript has 4 exons. The coding region runs from base 661 to 2079 and encodes 472 amino acids. The record is from RefSeq and is a predicted model, not a curated record. Lineage: Eukaryota; Fungi; Ascomycota; Eurotiomycetes; Onygenales; Onygenaceae.